Molecule: messenger RNA, 7611 nt
Organism: Colletes gigas
Lineage: Eukaryota; Metazoa; Arthropoda; Insecta; Hymenoptera; Colletidae
Gene: SNF4Agamma
Product: dentin sialophosphoprotein
Exons: 16
Coding region: 1604-4945 (1113 amino acids)
Source: RefSeq, a predicted model, not a curated record
CCUGAGUGCCACGGGCCGGUUUUUCGGUUGUGUUCACGUUCGACGACGUGCUUAAUAGUGGAAAGUCGCGUUCAUGCGCUACACGAAUCAAAGAAAGAAACCGGUGUGUGAGUCGGAUAUCCAGGCCGUUACUUCGAUCAGCUGGUCGUUUGUGGAAUCGCCUUGAAUGUCGGCAUACAAGCGCGCGGGGCAGUUGGCUCUCGCCAGGGCUCCAGGAAGGAUGCGCGAUCGGGGGUGUGCGCUUCUCGAGACUGCCACCGGUUUUCUGCGUGCCGGCCGCUUUACGGCCUAUAACGCGGCACCAUAGCCACGGCCAUUCAAUAAAAAAUCCUUACUUCGUGGUUUAUUCAUCCGUCCGGUGUGAAGAGUGAUCGACGUAUAUUCACGCGAAUUGAAAUUGUUCGUGGAAAAAAAGGCUUCGUGACAAGUGGCUUUCUACGUUGAACACGAUAUCGAAAAUCAUCGAUGUCCGUCACUUUGCUUGUGUACUUACGUUUGUAAAAUUUAAGCACGAAGUUGAAACAUACAUUUUCAAGGUUAGAAACGACGAUACCCUAAACACGACGACGGAGCGCUUGGCAUUUUCACGACGCGCUUAGGUUAAGUGUCAUCCUUUUGGCCCCGGCACUGAAUGACAAAUCGGAAGGAAAGAGAUACGUGUCGUGUUAAUUACUCUGAAGAUUUUUUCUACGGAUGUCAGACGAGCGUGUGCAUUUUGAUCUCGCGAACGACCGAUAAAUGUUGUUCAUUGCCGCGAAGAAACGGAGACGAGGCUCUCGCCAUUGCAAGAGGUCAAAUUCAACGUAUUUGUGCGCGUUCUUUGGUGCAGCGUAAACUUCCGAAAAAAAAAAAAAAAACAAAUCCAUCGUCGUUAUAAUUUUCUUUCACGUUCGUGUUACCGACUAACGUAUGCACCGGGGGCAAGUUUAAAUACGUGUUUCGGUAUGCAAGUUUUGAUACAUUGAAUAUCUUAAUUCACGGUAACGGGCGAAAAGAGUGAUGCUAACCGGCUGUAAUAUUUCCAUCAAAUUCUGGACUCGUGAACACGCGAUUGUUUACGUUCGCUCGUGCUCCAAAUGCGGGAAACCGGAAGGAAGUGUAUGCAACUCGGCGACAAAAAUCUGCGUUUAAUGCGUUAGCGAAUCAUAGGGCCUGUUACAACGUCACUUAAUGGCUUGCAUGAUUUUCGUACUUAAUGCAAAACCUAACCUCAACGCGAGCAGUACAAAUCACUUACCGUAAGAUUGAAAUAUUUUGUCCCUCGAUUAUUGUCGAGGUAACAAGGGGGACGAGUCAUACGAUUAGUUUUCACGACGUCUUUUUUAAACGACUGGGCAUUUCGUACUUAACUUCGAUCUCAGAAGGGAACACUGUGCCGGCAUUACCUGUUUAUCAGCAGCAUAUUGAGUUCAGUGGUGGAUAAUUUCUUAGUGAGUGUAUAAAGAACUUACGAACGAUUUUUGAUAUAAUUUCAUUGUUAUCGAGGAAGCAGCUGGCGACCGAAAUUUAUUGUGACAAACACCGGAUCGAUUGUUACGCAAAUUAUCGACAUUGCUUCCAGAAAAUUUGUCUACAGUGCAACGCAUUAUUUCAAGAUUCCUCGAUGGAGAGUGCCGGUGGUGACAAGCAGAACGAGUCGGACGAGUGUGACGUGAUCGGUAACAAUCAGCAUCAGAAGAAGAUGACGGGCCAGGAAGAUAGCAACGUGAAACUGAGCAAGGAUCUAGGGAAACAAGAGACUCUGAAGAAUCUGAAGAAUUUGGGGAACAUCGGUCAGAAUGACGACGACACAUUGAAUAAAUUGUCGAAGGCCGUGUCCCAAGACGACGAGGACGAGGAGGAGCACGAAGAGGAUGAGUGCAAAGGUUCUGACGAAGAGCUCAAGGAGGAGAAGACCGAUGGUAAGAAGGACGAGGAAUCCUCUAGCAGUACAACGUCUACGAGCACUUCCGAUGACGAAUUUGAAAUCAGUUCGGAAGAUAAGACGGAAGCCUCGAAGACCGAGCAGAUUAAUAAGAUCGAACCCGAAACUAAGAAAGAGGAUCAGAGUAAGAACGACGACACCACCGAUGACAGCGACAUCGAGGACGACUUGAUCUCCGCCAUCAAUUACAACACUAUUACCUCAUUGGCUGCCCUUAAGGACAUGCUACAGUCCUCCGGAGAGGACUCUGACGGUGUUGAUAGUUUCUUCCAUCAUUACUUCCUCUCUCACGUGAACAGGCUACCGUCGAGGAACCAAACUCAUAGCCCCUACCCUUGGGGAAGGAGAUUAUCAGAAUGCAGGGAAGAGGAUGAAUAUGAAACCGAGGAAGGGAAAAACGUGGACGUCCCGAUCCCCGAGAGGAUCAUCGUAACCAAGAAGAGCGUCGCGAAGAUCGAGGAACCGGAAGAAAAGAACGAGAGCGUCUCCUCGAAAGCGUCCAGCCCAUCCACUUCCGAGAAAUCCAGCUCGGAGAAGAUCGAUCAGAAGUUUAAUGCCACCUCGAGCGUGCCCGAAUCGAAAACCACGGUUGCGUCCUCGAUGACGAUCACGACAACGCCGACGACCGCCAGCGUCACGCCGACAACAUCGUCGUCGAGAUUCACGACGUGCACGGUGACUUCGCCAACGUCCACCACGAAGCCACCGCUGAGGAGGAGGCACACCACCGGGCCCGGGAUGACGUUUCCAGCGACCGAUCCGCCGACGUACUCCACCAGCAUGACCUUCUCGAGGACCAGCCCGCUUCCCAGUCCCCAUCUUGAUAAAAGGUUCUUCGACAGCAGCCUGAUAGAAAUGAAAAGCCAGGCGAGCAGUUCCAGCACUCUCGAUUACGACUCCACCGAGGAAGUCUGGAUUCGAAGGGUGGAUUUUGUUCAGGAAAGAAAGAGAAAGGAACUCGGAUCGCAGCCUCUGCCUACAAUCGUAACCGAAGAUGCGGAUACUUCAAACCAUGCAUCUCAGGAUCAAGGUCACAGACCGCGAGCAGGAACAUGGGGAUCACAUUCGAGGACUAUCAGGAAGCCGUCCUCGGGAAGUGCUCCUGGUUCCGGGAAGUCGACUCCUCUUCCACAGCAACCAGAGCCGUCGAGUUCGUCGAGUUCAGGCAAGGGUGGUAAGAAAGCUUCAGGCACUCAGUCUGGAUCCACCAGUCGGAGCAAUAGCCGUAGUAAUAGCGCUGAACGUAGAAGAAGCGGCGGAACUAUCGAUGAGACCGCCAGCCCCACAAGAAAACCGGCACUCUUUGACGCGUUUAGACCGAGGAGCAAAUCUGAUGCUAGUAAAAGGAAACCCAGUAUUAUAGCAAAUAUGAAGAGCGCUGUGCAGCAUUCCUUGCACAGAGGCUCGCAUGGCAGUUCGUCGACUGAUGUACGUACAGAUAAGGAUCACCACAAAGAUUCUAAGGAACACAAAGAUGGAAAGGAAUCUAUGGGACGUCCCCGAGCAGGAUCGGAAAGCAGCAGAAACCCUGUGAGCAAAGUUAUGGAUCUCAUCAGACACAGAAGUCACAGUGCUCUUAGUUCGGAGGACAAGAGGAAAGCGAGAACAGCGGCUCAACACCAGGCACAAAUAGCAGCACAGGGUGCUCUCAGAAGAAGUUCUCUGGAUCCCAGCGCAAGAAGAUUCUCUUUGGGUACACCUGCGAUACCUCAUCGAGCUUCCGAUGCCUGUCUCGAUCCUGUGCACGCCGCCAUCCUCUUCAGAGACGCGAGAGGGCUGCCGGUGGUGGAUCCUUUCCUAGAGAAAGUGUCGCUCUCCGAUCUCGAGGAGGACGAAUCACAGAUCUUCGUAAAGUUCUUCAAAUUUCACAAAUGUUACGACCUAAUACCGACCAGUGCCAAGUUGGUCGUUUUCGACACGCACCUACUUGUCAAGAAGGCCUUCUUCGCUCUUGUCUACAAUGGUGUGAGAGCUGCACCAUUAUGGGACAGUUCAAGGCAAGAAUUUAUUGGGAUGUUGACCAUAACAGACUUUAUAAAAAUUCUGCAGAUGUACUACACCAGCCCAUCUGUAACAAUGGAUGAAUUGGAAGAGCAUGAGUUAGAUACAUGGAGAAAAGUCUUAAAGGAUCAAGUACAUCCGUUGGUGAGCAUUAGCCCAGAUGCAUCUCUGUACGAGGCUAUUAAAACUUUAAUUCACAAUAGAAUUCAUCGUCUGCCUGUGAUAGACCCAGAUACUGGAAAUGUUCUCUAUAUUCUGACACACAAACGAAUUCUUAGGUUCCUCUUCCUUUAUAUUCACGAGCUACCAAAACCAUCGUUCACGAAUAAAACACUGAGAGAGUUGAGGAUAGGUUCAUUUGAUAAUAUAGAAACAGCAACAGAAGAAACUAGCAUAAUUCUAGCACUCAAGAAAUUUGUUGAAAGGAGAGUUUCAGCAUUGCCGAUUAUUGAUGCUGAAGGAAAGUUGGUUAACAUUUAUUCAAAGUUUGAUGUUAUUAAUUUAGCUGCAGAGAAAACAUAUAACAAUUUAGAUGUUUCAUUACGGGAAGCAAAUGAGCAUCGAAAUGAAUGGUUCGAAGGAGUUCAAAGUUGUAAAUUAGAUGAAACUCUGUUUACUGUUAUGGAAAGAAUUGUUAGAGCAGAGGUUCAUAGGCUAGUAGUGGUUGAUGAAGAUGAUAAAGUGAUUGGUAUAAUUUCUCUAUCCGACUUACUCUUCUACCUCGUUCUUAGGCCUUGCGGUGAAGAUGGCAGUAGUAAUAAAAAUAGUUCUAUAUCGUUAAGAGCACAGGAUUCUCUAUCAAAGGCUCCAAGUUCUGUGCAGUCGGAGGCUUCUCUCCCUGAUGGUGAACAGGAAGCUGAACAAGAUGCAGCCGAAGUGAACCAACCUGAUGAAGCACCCGCGACACCUAGUCCACCGCUGAGUCCAGCAACGUCAGAUAUUUCUGAACCUCAAUCCACUUUAGUGGCACAGUCUCAAGAAUCUGCAUGGAGGGAAGUGACUGUGUCAGGCGGGGAAUGAGGAAAUAUUACCUUAACAUGCUAUUAAGCAUGAAAUUGUGACCGGCUUUAUCGCUGUAAAGUUCAAAUUUUGCAGUGCAACAGCAGCAAGUAGCGAACGUAUUAGCAUGUGUUUAUCACCUAUUCUUAACGCGCGCGUUACAUUUGCUUAAGAAUUUAUGACAAACAUAAAACAUCGUUCUAUGCUUGUUUACGUCAGAAAGAGUAACUUAUCGGAAGUAAUUAAAAAUCGUGUUGAGCGUGAAAAUGAUGAAUGAAUUUCAUUGGACGCGGCAAACAAUAAUGCAACGCUGUAUACUGUAUAAAGUUGAGAAAGCUUAAUUUUUUAUGGUACAAAUGCUACUCAACAUAAACGUUCGAGCUUCUUGCCAGGCACGAUCGCUACGCCAUUAACUGUUCAGGGUACGAAUUCUCUGUGCCCUUUCUUCUACCGUACGCUGGGAAUGUUCCAAGAGUUUCAAGGAAACAUGUAGUUGUUUUGAACUUCACAUUUAUUAUGCUGCUGUGCUCUUCUUACACUGAAACCUUGUAUUUUAAUUGAGAUCAAAGAUUAUGAAAUAACUUACUUUAUUUACCUGAAAUAGUUUAGAGACGUGUCCACGGGACAUGGAACAGUGUAGUUGUAUAUCGAAGAGUGCUCCAUAAUUAAUAAAUAUGGACCCCGUUUUUACAGAGGCCUUCCAUGCUUUUUCCCGACAUAAACGAAUAUUACAGUUUUAAAGAAAAAGUCUCUAAAUAUGUAGAUCCUGUAUGCGUGUUUAUAAAAAUAGCUUCUUGCCUGUGAACUAUCGCGAUAGAUGUUUGAACAUUAGCAACCGAUGUGCAUAAUAAAGAAUUUCAAUUUUAAACAAUUGCACAUGUGAUACAGGAGAAAAAAAAAACAUGGUGCUUUUGAUUUUACAUUAACAACCGACUACGAUGUAGCUAUCAAAUGAAAUUAGUGUGCGUGUAACAAAUAACAAACAGUAAAAAUACGAAUAAUAAUUGAAAUGUUGAAAGUUAUGUUACUGUACAGCUUCUGUGCAUCUUCAAGAAAUAUUUAAGUACAGGAAGGCAAUACUUACACGAAUCUAAGCUAUAAUCUGUCAUUGAAUUUAUACGCGAUUGCUUUAUGUAUUUCAUACAACAAUAUUGCUAAUUAUUAAGUGACAGGCCUAUAAAGCAUGGAAAUAGGAAACAACUUUUCCUCACCUUGAACGCGUGCUGCCACCAAUCUUUUCAUCGAUGCUUAAAAUAUAUAGAAGUAUCCGCAGUACUUUAUUCAAGUUACUUACAAAACAGUUUGAUUUAGACAUAUUCAUUUUACAUUUAUUUUAGACUUGUGUGUAUAUAUAAUUUAAUUUAAUCGUACUUCUUUUAAAUACUUAUAUCUUGUUUGUAUCUGCUUUACGUGAGGUUUUUACAAAUUAACUGUUUUGUUCGUGAAUUUUCAUUUAGACAAAACAAAAUCGAAGUAAAAAGAACAUAUUAACGUUGUUACGUGAUCUCUGACCAAAUUCUGUAUAUUACGUAAUUAUUUGUGAGGAUAUAAUUGACGUCACGUAAAAUAUAUGAGAGGAAAAUUUUGUAAUUACAUUUUACACUGUUGCUAAUUUUUCAUAAAAAUGAAUCGAUGAAAAUAAUUUCGGAAAUUAACCUAGAUUUCUUGUAAAUUUUUAUCAUGUUUAUCCUAAGUUUUCAUCUGAUCUAAUCAUGUCAUAUGAACAGAGAAAGCACCGGUAUCGAAUUCUGUUUGAGAAGUAGACGAUAAUUAUGUAAAUCCAUCAUACUCCACUCAACAUUGUAUGAUACCGUUUCAAUAACGAGUUAUAAAGUGAGUGGCAGAAGGCAUUCCUGUAUCAACGCGAUCAAUUAAAAAGAAACCGUUUCGUCUCGAAACAGAUCUUUGUUCUACGCUUACUGCAUGAAAGAGAUGGAAUUAUGAAUUGUGCAGACAUCUGCAUGUUACAUCUAUGUGUGGAAAUUUGUAUAUAAAUGGCCUCUGUGCCGAGGAAUGUAUUUUCCUUUUUUGGCGCAAAGUUCCAUUUUCUCUGUAGAAAUAUGGGUAAAACCACCACUUGAUCUUGAAGGGGACAGUGCCUGUAAUUUAGUAAAUUUAUUCCUAGGUACCGUUUAUGAGGAUAAGAAUAAAUAUUCCAUUUCAGAUGUAAGCGCAGUCAGGAUAAAGCAAGUUUGCAUUAGUAUUAAUUAACAAGAGGCGUAGUGGACAAUGAUUUUUGUACAGCUGAAAGAAUAUAGCCGAAUAAGAUUUAGUGUGCUGUAGCUGCGAACAUUAUAUUUCCUUUUAGUACAAAAUGCGUUUCAACUUUGCAAAGUUGUCACGUUCACUUUUUCUAGUUUCUAGACAUAAAAAAUUACAGUAGCCUACAUCCUGCAGCGCACCCGAUUUCAAUAUCACAAUUGUAUUGAAAGCACAAUUUAAGUAACCCUGACAGAAAACAGACAGCGGUAGUUAUUGUACUUGAGAAACCAUUGCACUCGGCGUACGCUGCAUUUGCGAACCAAAACAAUAUAUAGACAAGGUAUUAAGAAUAAAUUGUACAAUAAAGAAUUAAUCAACAAUACUGUAUAUUCAGGACAAAAAACAAUUAGCGUAUUAUUCGUGUCCCUCAUAUAUGUAAGUUAUAAAUGAAAAAUGAAUUGCUGAGUGACAAAAUACAUCGCAAC